ACACGGUGAUCUGCUUUGGAGCGUUUGUCGAGGUGAAGUGGUUUGCCCGAACACCGAAGAAAAUCAAGCUAGAAAUUGCAUGUUUCUGGCUUGAAUUUUCGUUCCUUUCACCAAUCUUUCAUUUUGGGAUAUAUUUGGGGUAAAGGGUCCAUUCACAGGAUUUUUAUAUGAAGUGAAGGUGAUUUUUCGUGAAAUUUAUACUCAAAACAUUCGGUGCAAUGGAAUAUGCACACACAAAAUCGACAGAGGAAGUACUCGAAUACUUCAAUGUCGAAACGAGCGGUCUAUCGGAGGAGCAAGUUAAAGUAAACACAGAGAAAUACGGUCCGAAUGAACUACCGACGGAAGAGGGUAAACCACUAUGGGAACUGAUCCUAGAACAAUUCGACGAUCUUUUAGUGAAGAUUCUCUUGCUAGCAGCUAUAAUCUCAUUUGUAUUAGCUUGGUUUGAGGAGAGUGAGGAACAAGUUACAGCGUUUGUAGAGCCAUUUGUAAUUCUGACGAUUUUAAUAUGUAACGCCGUUGUAGGAGUGUGGCAGGAAAAGAAUGCUGAGGAUGCUAUUGAAGCGCUGAAAGAGUAUGAACCAGAAAUCGCUAAAGUAGUGCGUAAGGGUCAUAGAGGAAUUCAGAAAAUCCGCGCCAGUUUGCUGGUCCCAGGAGACAUUGUAGAAGUCUCAGUCGGAGACAAAAUUCCAGCUGAUAUUCGUAUCCUCCAAAUUUAUUCCACAACACUUAGGAUAGACCAGUCCAUUUUGACAGGAGAGAGUGUGAGUGUCAUCAAACACACAGAUCCCAUCCCCGACCCUCGUGCUGUCAACCAGGACAAGAAAAACAUCCUUUUCUCCGGAACUAACAUCUCAGCAGGAAAAUGCAAGGGAAUCGCUAUCGGAACUGGCCUCAACACCGCUAUUGGCAAGAUCAGAGACGAGAUGAUGGAGACCGAGACAGAGAAGACACCCCUUCAACAGAAAUUGGAUGAAUUCGGAACUCAGCUUUCUAAGGUCAUUACUAUCAUCUGUAUCUGUGUAUGGGCCAUCAACAUCGGACAUUUCAACGAUCCCGCCCACGGAGGAUCAUGGAUGAAGGGUGCCAUCUACUACUUCAAGAUUGCUGUAGCUUUGGCUGUGGCUGCUAUUCCUGAAGGUCUGCCUGCUGUCAUCACCACCUGUCUGGCUCUCGGUACAAGGAGGAUGGCUAAGAAGAAUGCCAUUGUUAGGAGUUUGCCGUCCGUUGAGACUCUUGGUUGUACCUCUGUUAUCUGCUCUGAUAAGACUGGCACACUGACCACCAACCAGAUGUCUGUCUGCAAGAUGUUCGUGUUCAGCAAGGUUGAGGGUAAUGAUAUCCAGACCCAGCAGUUUGAGAUCACCGGCUCCACCUAUGCCCCUGAGGGUGAUGUUUACAUGGGCGGUAAGAAGGUGAAGACAUGUGACUAUGAGGGUCUAGAGGAGAUGGCCACCAUCUGUGCAAUGUGCAACGACUCCAGCGUAGACUACAAUGACACCAAGGGAUUAUACGAGAAGGUUGGUGAGGCUACAGAGACUGCCCUGACCGUUUUGUGUGAGAAGAUGAACUACUACAAUACUACCAGAUCUGGCCUGAGUCUGAGAGAACAGGGCACGGUCUGCAACCAUGUUAUUCAGCAGAUGUGGUCAAAGGAGUUCACACUUGAGUUCUCCCGCGACAGGAAAUCCAUGAGUGUUUUCUGCACACCAAACAAACCCACUAAAGUACCUGGUGGCUCCAAGAUGUUUGCCAAGGGUGCCCCUGAGGGUCUGCUCGACAGGUGCACACACGUACGCAUUGGAAAGGACAAGGUACCCAUGUCACCAGCCAUCAAGAACGAAAUCAUGAAAUACACCAAGGCUUAUGGAACUGGACGUGAUACUCUUCGUUGUCUGGCCCUCGCCACCAUUGAUGCACCACCACGCCGUGAGGACAUGGAUCUCGAAGACUCCCGCAAGUUCAUUCAGUAUGAGACCAAUAUGACAUUCGUAGGAGUCGUUGGUAUGUUGGACCCUCCUCGUAUGGAAGUAUUCGAUUCAAUCAAGAACUGCCGCAAGGCUGGUAUCCGUGUCAUUGUCAUCACCGGCGACAACAAGGCCACCGCUGAGGCUAUCUGCCGCAGAAUUGGUGUCUUUGGAGAGAACGAAUCUACCGAAGGUAUGUCCUACACUGGCCGCGAGUUUGAUGACCUGUCACCUGAAGAGCAGCGAUUGGCUGUUACUAAGAGUCGUCUGUUUGCCCGUGUGGAGCCUGCCCACAAGAGUAAGAUUGUAGAGUACCUGCAAGGAGAGGGAGAGAUCUCUGCCAUGACAGGAGAUGGUGUGAAUGACGCCCCCGCUCUGAAGAAAGCCGAGAUCGGUAUCGCCAUGGGAUCUGGAACUGCUGUAGCCAAGUCUGCCUCUGAGAUGGUAUUGGCUGACGACAACUUCGCAACCAUUGUGUCCGCUGUGGAAGAGGGUCGUGCCAUCUACAACAACAUGAAACAGUUCAUCAGAUAUCUUAUCUCCUCCAACAUUGGAGAGGUUGUAUGUAUUUUCUUGACCGCUGCUCUUGGCAUCCCUGAGGCUCUGAUCCCCGUACAGCUUCUGUGGGUUAACUUGGUAACUGACGGUCUCCCAGCUACUGCCCUUGGCUUCAAUCCCCCAGACAUGGACAUCAUGAAGAAACCCCCAAGGAGUGCUAAGGAAGGUCUCAUCACCGGCUGGCUCUUCUUCAGAUACAUGGCUAUCGGAGGUUACGUUGGAUGUGCAACUGUUGGUGCUGCCGCCUGGUGGUUCAUGGUUUACGACAAAGGACCCAAACUGAACUACUACCAGUUGACCCAUCACUCACAGUGUCUUGCUCAGGACGAGCGCUUCCUUGGUGUCGACUGCAAGGUCUUCGACCAUCCAGCACCCAUGACGAUGGCUCUGUCCGUCCUGGUCGUCAUUGAAAUGCUUAACGCUCUCAACAGCUUGUCUGAGAACCAGUCCCUGAUGGUGAUGCCACCCUGGUGUAACAAGUGGUUGUUAGGAGCCAUGGCCCUGUCUAUGGGACUCCAUUUCUUCAUCCUCUACGUUGAUGUCAUGUCGACCAUCUUCCAAAUCACGCCCCUGGGGGUCGAAGAAUGGUUUGCGGUUCUCAAGAUUUCAUUCCCUGUGAUACUUAUAGACGAAACAUUGAAGUUCUGUGCUCGCAAAUUCACUGACGUCGAGGCAUAGAGACAAGGACAAGUUGUGAGGCCCAGUGAAGAUGGCAGCCAUUUCGUACAACCCGCUGGGCUGGAGACACACAAAAAACAUCGGUAAAGGAGGAAAGCCGCUGAUGCUGGUACAACAGAUUCGUGUGAAUUAGUGAUUUAAACCAAUCGGUGUGGAUGCUAUAGGACUAUAUGGCUUAAUCUGAGUCAAAAUGAAGCAGUUGACGAUGAUUGCCUGAUAUGGUCGCGUGUAUUAGUUUCUUCAACCUGAACUACCAGAGUGGAUGCUAUAUUUGUAGAUAGAAGCUUUAAGCAUCUACCAACCCAGAAGGCACAUAACAUAGCUUAUGUGUGAUUCACCCUCACUUUGCUCCAGAUUUUACUCCUUACCCAAACAUUUUCCAGGAAUGAGGAAAUUAAAAAAAAAAACAAAAAAAAAACAAACAACAUAGGUGACUUAUCUACCUUAUAAACUUCAUGUAGCAAAAGUGCAGAAGUGACUGUUACCCGCCGGAAGUGUGAUACCGGAAAUGAUUCCUCGUGUGAUGUACCAAAGUUCCGGACUCUUUUAACGUGUAUAUUUAUGCAAAUUUAAGCUAAUUUAUGACAAGUCAUCGAAUUAUUUAUGUAAGUGCUGAGAAAACAUAAAUUUGGCAGUAUCGAAAUUAUAUUUAAUUACGUGAAUAUUCAUUGUAGAUAUUUAUUUCUUUGAUUGGACUCUUAUGAUCCCCAGACCUUUGACCUCUUCAGUUCGAAAAAAAGCGGGAGACAACUGUGAAGCUACGAAGACACGAAAAGGAAUAUAUGAUUUAUGGCAUUGUGUGGCAUUUUCAUGAAAUUGUAAAAAUUCAAAAUCUUACUACGUCCAUUUGAUUGGCUUAGAACAAGGUCAAACAAGAUCCUACUCUCUGGAACAAAUAAAUUCCAGACAGAAAUGACAAAGUUCACCAAGCAUUGCUUGAACUCUGUUCGAAGAGGUCAAAGGUCUCGUUGUUCCCAAUGUUUCCUCAAAUACUAAUAUCGGGAAGUUUUUUCGUUACGUGAACGGUCAGAUUGUGUAUCGAGAUCAUCGACCAUAAAUUGUGUAUUUUAUGCAAGUCUGUAGCGAAACUUAGGUGUUUGUGUGUAUCACAUGUGUUUUAAAUUAAGAAUUAACUAGAGAAAAAAGUAUCAGAAAGUCAUAUUCAACCAAAUGUUUUCAAUUAAUGUCACAUAUUUAUAAUAGAUUCAAGCGUUCUAAAAACUUGAUGACCAUGCAGAGGGAAGAAGUUAAGAAAACAAUCAAACAUAUUUUCAAGUUUUCAUAUAUCAUUUCAUCUGUUUUCAUAGUUUUCAUAUGUGAUUUGUGAAAUUUAAAGAACUUGGAGUCCCCAAACCCCAUUUUUACCUCUUUCCUGCCAAUUCUUCGGGUAGAUCGUGUUCCACCAUUCAAUGUUAGCUCUUACUCGCUCAGUAAAACAGCGUCAGUAAGAAGCUUUGUGUGUUUAUUGUAUUAUGCGAAUUAGGAAAUGGCCGUAUAUGUAGAAUUAUUGCUUAAGAUAUUAACAUGUCUUUAUCAAUAAUCAUAGUUAGAUGUAUCGAUGAGACAUUUCUGUGUGUUUUAGCAAUAAUCACACAAGAAAUGUUUUUCGUACAAAUAGUCUUAAUAAAAAUAGUUUUAUUAUAAAUAUUUAUUCUAGAAUACGUUUUAGACUUUUUACGGUGUAGGCUGAUAGAAUAAUAGCUGUUUUCUGUGGUUGUAGCAAUUUCAUACUCAGUAUGUCUGCUAAGAUCUACAAGCAUUACAAGGUCAUUGCUGAAUUUAAGUCUCGUGCUUACUGGAUGACGUCAUUUAAGUGACGUCAUCACAUGAUAGGCACUUGUCACAUCGCGACUAAGUGCUGAAAUUUACCAAAGUAUUCCGAUUCCAAAGAUUAGUCUCAAAUAAACCAAAAAAUAGUAUAAAGAAAAUCCAUCGAAACUGACGCAACUGCAUCACAGUGACGUCAUUGGCACUAUAUCAGUGGGUCUUAUAUCGUACUGUCAGAAAGAGUUCACCAACAAAACGUUUGUAUGUAGCUUUGUGACGUACCUUUCGCCAAGUGAUUUGACGCCAUUGUGGUCACGUGGUGUGGUAUCAUAUGUACAUAUCAUAAUUUCCAUGUGUCUUGUUACUGUGUUGUCUCUCUACUCGUUGAAAUGGCAGCAUAUCUGUAGUAACUGCCGGAUUUGUAAAUUUCCUAUAGAAAUAAAGAUUAUUUUGUUUGUAA
Pecten maximus is the source of this 5433-nucleotide messenger RNA. Its product is annotated as calcium-transporting ATPase sarcoplasmic/endoplasmic reticulum type-like. Lineage: Eukaryota; Metazoa; Mollusca; Bivalvia; Pectinida; Pectinidae. The transcript is spliced from 29 exons. Gene Ontology annotation, biological process: calcium ion transmembrane transport; intracellular calcium ion homeostasis. Gene Ontology annotation, molecular function: P-type calcium transporter activity; ATP binding; ATP hydrolysis activity. Gene Ontology annotation, cellular component: membrane. The record is from RefSeq and is a predicted model, not a curated record. The coding region runs from base 219 to 3206 and encodes 995 amino acids.